This is a messenger RNA of Zymoseptoria tritici IPO323, 1113 nucleotides long. RefSeq lists its product as uncharacterized. The coding region runs from base 1 to 1113 and encodes 370 amino acids. Gene Ontology annotation, molecular function: ATP binding; protein kinase activity. The transcript has a single exon. Lineage: Eukaryota; Fungi; Ascomycota; Dothideomycetes; Mycosphaerellales; Mycosphaerellaceae. Gene Ontology annotation, biological process: protein phosphorylation. The record is from RefSeq and is a predicted model, not a curated record.
AUGUCCACCCACGCCAACAUCGUCGGCGCAACAACAGCCGCGCAACUCGCCAGCACCACCGAGGCGCAAAGUUUCGACUUCAUAGAGAGCGACAACUUUACCUGGAUGGAGGGUUUCGACGGCGCGACGGAAGGCGAAGUGCAAGUCUUGGAAUCCCAACAGUCCGAGAAGUUGUACGUGUGCAAGCACACCUUCUCACACCCAACCAAAAACGUCAACGACAUGAAGGACGGUGACACAGCAACACACCGCUACCCCGUGGAAGCGCGCAUCUUACUCAAGCAUCUGAAGCCACACCCUUGCAUCAUCUCUCUCCUCGCUUGCACCGCCGACCCUGACGAGAGAGGCCGCUACAAGCUUUGGAUGCAGUACUGCAGCGGAGGAGACCUGAUCGGCCAAGCGUGGGCGAGCAAGAAUCGGCGCCUCGUGAUUCCGGAGCAGUUCGUUCUCCAGGUGGCAAUUCAGAUCAGCGAGGCGCUUGCUUACCUCCACCACGGCUUGCGACAUGUCGGCGAAGGAAAGUACACCCAGGAUGCUGGCCAUGAAGCCGUGAUUCACGGCGACGUGAAAGGUGAUAACAUCUUCUUGCGCUGGCAGAAGUCGGCAGAUCGAAUCGGUAAUAUGCCGGACGUGGUGCUGGGCGACUUUGGCGCUGCGAAGUUGGCUUCGGACAGAAAUAUUAUGACCGGUAUGGGCACUCCUGGUUACCACUCGCCGGAAGAUAGAGCGGUCUAUGGCAAUCGCGACUGGAACGAUCCCUCGAAUCGACAUGUCUUCAUUGAGAUGAUCAGCAGGCGAACCACUGGCGCGGAUAUCUAUGCAUUCGGCCAGGUGAUGUACCAGCUCGCGACGAAGGACGACAAGUGUUGGCCCAUCGGACAGGAUCCUGCUUCACUCGAGAUCAGCGCCGAGUACAGCACGCCAGGAUUGAGAAACUUCAUCGUAUCUUGUCUUGCGGUGGAUCCGAGAAGACGCGGAGAGGCUUCGUUUGCGCCGGGGACGGGGUUUUUGCCAGCAGUUCAGCGGCUGAGGGAUGCCAGGGCAGACUUGGUGCAGAGCAGGAGGGCACCGAGCAGGUUGGAGUGGGACAAGCCUCCGAAGCUUGGGACUUAG